Spinacia oleracea (spinach) is the source of this 682-nucleotide messenger RNA. RefSeq lists its product as uncharacterized. The record is from RefSeq and is a predicted model, not a curated record. NCBI's taxonomy places the organism in Eukaryota, Viridiplantae, Streptophyta, Magnoliopsida, Caryophyllales, Amaranthaceae. Bases 2 to 682 code for a protein of 226 amino acids. The transcript has 3 exons.
GAUGUCUGGUCGAGGGGAUAGUUCAGGCAGUGGCCGUGUUCGUGGAGGUGGACGUAAAGGUGCUCGUGGGGGUGCUUGUGGAGGUGCUCAUGGAGGUGCUCGCGAUAGUCCACAUAUCACACAAUCCACUCAGGAUACCUUCUUUGAUGAUGACAUGAAUCAGGGUGAGUAUGAUAGUGAGGUUGUACCUGAGACACAACAAGAUGAAGUGGUUGUUGAGCCGGGAGUGUUUUGGAUGACACCUGGUGAACUAUGGUUUGAUCAUAGUUCCCUUGCCCGACACAUCACGAGUGUCAUUCAAAAGUAUUACAAGAGUCCGUGGACGUGUUAUACACAGGUGGAUAACCAUACCAAAGAGCAUUGGUUUAAUUUGUUCAAGCGGACUCACAAGUGGCCACCGGAGUACGACAACUUGGCCUUGCAUGACUACCAUGAAAAAGCGGGGCAAAGACUAAAGGACACACACAACUACAUCACGUCAAGAAGUGGUGGAAAACGUCCUGAUUGGUUGCCUGAGGAGGUGCAUAAAGAGAUGAUGAGGCAUGCAACGGAGGAUCCUGAAUUCCUGAAAAAUUCUGAGCGUUCAAAGAAGAAUAGGAGAGGCGGUUCACUAACAAAUUCAAUUGAACCAACACAUUUUCAAGGUUCCAUUUCCACAGUAGAACAUGCAAAAAAAUGGUAA